Messenger RNA from Lepus europaeus (European hare), 1091 nucleotides. RefSeq names its product leucine-rich repeat-containing G-protein coupled receptor 5-like. The record is from RefSeq and is a predicted model, not a curated record. Gene Ontology annotation, molecular function: protein binding. The transcript is spliced from 11 exons. The coding region runs from base 1 to 1002 and encodes 333 amino acids. NCBI's taxonomy places the organism in Eukaryota, Metazoa, Chordata, Mammalia, Lagomorpha, Leporidae.
AUGGAACAGCUGGAUUUGCCUGUGGUGGCAGACACCACUCCUCACAUGCUGUCUGUCUUCCCCUCCAGAGACCUCAGUAUGAACAACAUCAGUCAGCUGCCCCUGAGUCCCCUGCACAGUCUCCGCUUCCUAGAGGAAUUACGUCUUGCCGGGAACGCACUGACGUACAUUCCCAAGGGAGCAUUCGCUGGCCUGUACAGUCUCAAAGUCCUCAUGCUGCAGAAUAAUCAGCUAAGACAGGUACCCACAGAAGCACUGCAGAACUUGCGAAGCCUGCAAUCCCUGCGACUGGAUGCCAACCACAUCAGCUACGUGCCUCCCAGCUGUUUCAGUGGCCUGCAUUCCCUGAGGCACCUGUGGCUGGAUGACAACGCUUUGACAGAAAUUCCUGUCCAGGCUUUCAGAAGUUUAUCGGCAUUGCAGGCCAUGACCUUGGCCCUGAACAAAAUACACCACAUACCAGACUAUGCCUUUGGGAACCUCUCCAGCUUGGUAGUUCUGCAUCUCCAUAACAAUAGAAUCCACUCCCUGGGAAAGAAAUGCUUUGAUGGACUCCACAGCCUAGAGACUUUAGAUUUAAAUUACAAUAACCUUGAUGAGUUUCCCACUGCAAUCAAGACACUCUCCAAUCUUAAAGAACUAGGAUUUCAUAGCAACAAUAUCAGGUCGAUACCUGAGAAAGCCUUUGUAGGUAACCCUUCUCUUAUUACAAUACAUUUCUAUGACAAUCCCAUUCAGUUUGUUGGAAGAUCUGCUUUUCAACAUUUACCUGAACUAAGAACACUGACUUUGAAUGGUGCCUCACAAAUAACUGAAUUUCCUGAUUUAACUGGAACUGCGAACCUGGAGAGUCUGACUUUAACUGGAGCACAGAUCUCCUCUCUUCCUCAAACCGUCUGUGACCAGUUACCUAAUCUCCAAGUGCUAGAUCUGUCUUACAACCUGUUAGAAGAAUUACCCAGUUUUUCAGUCUGCCAAAAGCUUCAGAAAAUGUAUGUGUGAAAGAGUUUCUAAGUCACAAGAACCCAAACUCAAAUUUCUUAGGGCCAUUGGUUUGUUUACCCUGUGGUUCACUGGCAAGACAUUUGAUG